Messenger RNA from Rhinolophus ferrumequinum (greater horseshoe bat), 2950 nucleotides. RefSeq names its product centrosomal protein 57 (gene CEP57). Gene Ontology annotation, cellular component: centrosome. Lineage: Eukaryota; Metazoa; Chordata; Mammalia; Chiroptera; Rhinolophidae. The transcript is spliced from 11 exons. The record is from RefSeq and is a predicted model, not a curated record. Bases 320 to 1744 code for a protein of 474 amino acids. Gene Ontology annotation, molecular function: microtubule binding; identical protein binding; gamma-tubulin binding.
CCGUGUACGCUCUGAGCGGGGCGGGAGGCAGGGCGUCCCUGCGUGGGAGUGUGGCGGGGGUUUCUAGACCUUGCACCAGCAUCGCAGCCCCUUCCAUCAGGGGCUCGGCUAAGGGUCGCCCCUGGUGGGCGGCUGUCGAAUCUGGAAGAAGAGCACGAGAACCCAGACCGCCCGGGGCUGCGGAGGUGUGCUGGGCAAGAAGGAAGAUGGCGGCAGCGUCGGUGUCUGCGACUUCAGGUUCUCAGUUCUUGGUAAGAAGCGGUUGACAUUCGAAUAGGCCCAGAACAACUUAGCCGAACCGUCAAGGUCUAAUGGAAGUAUGGUUCGCCAUUCCUCAUCUCCAUAUGUAGUAUAUCCACCUGAUAAGCCUUUCCUUAAUAGUGAUCUACGACGCUCCCCGAGUAAGCCUACAGUUGCCUAUCCUGAAAGCAACAGCAGAGCCAUAUUUUCUGCUCUGAAGAAUCUUCAGGAUAAGAUUCGACGCUUAGAACUUGAAAGGAUUCAGGCAGAAGAAAGUGUGAAAACCUUGUCUAAAGAAACAACUGAAUAUAAGAAAGUAUUGGAUGAACAGAUACAAGAAAGGGAGAAUUCAAAAAAUGAGGAAUCAAAGCACAAUCAAGAACUGACAUCUCAGUUGUUAGCUGCAGAAAAUAAAUGUAAUCUUUUAGAAAAACAAUUGGAAUACAUGCGUAGUAUGAUAAGGCAUGCAGAAAAGGAAAGGACAUCUGUCUUGGAGAAACAGGUUUCCCUAGAAAGAGAACGACAACAUAAUCAGACACAUGUUCAGAGCCAGCUUGAAAAAUUGGACCUUCUUGAGCAGGAAUAUAAUAAACUUACUGCAAUGCAGGCCCUUGCAGAAAAAAAAAUGCAAGAGUUGGAAGCAAAACUUCAUGAAGAAGAACAGGAAAGGAAACAUAUGCAAGCUAAGGCAGCUGAGUUGCAGAUUGGUCUAGAAACAAAUAGACUUAUCUUUGAAGAUAAGGCAACUCCUUGUGUUCCUAGUGCAAGAAGAAUUAAAAAAAAGAAGUCAAAACCACCAGAAAAGAAAGGUCCUAGGAACUAUUUUGCUGCACAACCACAUUAUAGAUUAUGCUUGGGUGAUAUGCCAUUUGUAGCUGGAAAGUCCACCAGCCCCAGCCAUGCAGUGGUAGCCAACGUGCAGCAUGUCUUGCACCUAAUGAAGCAGCACAGUAAAGCCUUGUGCAAUGAUCGAGUCGUCAGCAGCAUUCCUUUGACGAAGCAAGUACCUUCACGAAGUGGCAGGACUAAGAAGUUGUCAGCAACACCUCCCUCCUCGAGCAGCAUUAAUGAAGAGUUGUCGGAAGUCUUACAGACAUUACAAGAUGAAUUUGGGCAAAUGAGUUUUGAUCAUCAGCAACUUGCAAAACUUAUACAAGAAUCACCAACUGUUGAACUGAAAGACAAUUUAGAGUGCGAACUGGAGGCAUUAGUGGAAAGGAUGGAGGCAAAAGCCAAUCAAAUAACGAAAGUUCGAAAAUAUCAAGCCCAGCUGGAAAAACAGAAGACAGAGAAGCAGAAGAGGGAAUUAAGAACCACCAAAAAGACUCUCGAUGAAGAAGGAAACAGCAGCAGCCGUUCUUCUGGAAUCACAGGGACCACAAACAAAAAGGACUUGGCCAAACCCAGACCUGGAGAAAAAAGCAGGAAAAAUCUUCAGUUAUUGAAAGACAUGCAAACCAUACAGAGUUCAUUACAAAGUAAUAGUUUGUGUUGGGAUUACUGACUGGUACCAGGUCAUAAAUUUUAUUCCGAUAAUUUGUACCUCAUCAAUCAGAUGUUGACAAUUUACUUGCCAGGUCUCAUACUCUUAUGUUGGAAUUACCAGGCUUUAAGGGGCCCAGGCUUCAUUACACAGGCUUCGUGUGUUACCCAUCACGACUACGUGUUAAACCAUCUAAAUGGAAAUCAGGGGAGUUUGAAAAGCUAAGAAGCCACACAUACUGUUUGUUUGAGAUGAAUUUGCUGUACUGAAAUAUUGUGCUUUGUAAACAAAUUACCAAUUUUUUCCUUGUGGGCGUGAUUUUUUAAAAUAGUUCUUUAAGUAAAAUUAAAAUUAGGUUUAAAUUAUCCAAAUAUGAGGCUGUCCGUAGGCAGUGUUUGCUUGAAACGUCUCAUUUUUGAAUCUUCUCUGGCAUGAAUUGCCCAUUUCUCCUUGACAGUACAACCAUUAAAUAGACUUUAUUUUUAACUUGAUGGAGGUUUUCUAUAUUUAAAUAUUUAUACAUAUUUAAGAGGAUUGUUUUGUUUUGCUUUUUGACAUUUCAAACAUCACUCAGUAUUAAAUACACUUCUGUUGAUUUUUAAUCCACUGUUAAAGUUUUUUUUUUUUAAAGACCCAGGCAUUCAUUUUUAGUCAAUUAACUGUAAAGAUUAUAAAAGCAUUUUUUAAAGUGUAAACAAAUUGUUAAUGAAGUAAAUGAGCUUUUGGAAUGAAGAGAGAAAGGGUGGUAUGGUGAAGCAUAUACAUUUAUUUUUAAAUAGUACGUGUUUGUAAUCAUGCUGUUGAGUUCAAUGCAUUAUGGGUUUUAAUCUUAAAUCUAAGAAGACCCCUUGGAUAUUUACUUUUGGUGUACAGUAUGUGUGCAGUAUUAACUGUACACGUGCAAUGGUCAUUAUGUUAAUGUAAAUCGUAAUUUUGAAUAGAUCGACAUGUUACCUUUUUAUAAAUUUGCCAAAAUCAAUAAAGCAGCUUUUUAAAGGAAACAUUGCAAUUUUCCAUAACAGCCUGUUAAUAAAGGCUUUAUUUGUUGUAAUCUCUGCAAAAAAUGCAUUUCUAAACAGAACAUAAGCAUAUUAUGAGAAACAAUAAGAAUAUCUGGUAUUUCAUAAUUUACUUGCUUUUCUCAUGCUUACAUAGAAACUAAACCCUAUAAGAUCGAAUUAUCUCCUGGUGUGUGAUAAGAUACUCUAAUAAAAGAGUACUGAAAAA